AUGGAGCUGAGCAGCACCACUGUGGCCCGAGGGCCACCUGUCCUGCUUGUCUUGUUCCUGUACUUCCAGGAGCUGACUGCCCACACCGCCGACACCUGUCCAGAGGUGAAGGUGGUGGGUCUGGAGGGCUCCGACAAGCUCACUAUUCUCCGAGGCUGCCCAGGGCUGCCCGGAGCCCCAGGGCCCAAGGGAGAGGCGGGCGCCAACGGAGGGAGAGGAGAACGAGGUCCCCCCGGACCACCUGGGAAGGCAGGACCACCCGGGCCCAAAGGAGACCGAGGGGAAAGGGGACCGCGUGGAGAAAAAGGUGAGCCGUCCCGCUCUGGGCAGUCUCCGUCAUGUGCUGCAGGACCACGGACCUGCAAGGAGCUGCUCACCUGGGGGCACUUUCUGAGCCGCUGGCACACCAUCUACCUGCCCGACUGCCGGCCCCUGACUGUGUUGUGUGACAUGGACAUGGACGGUGGGGACUGGACCGUUUUCCAGCGGAGGGUGGACAGCUCCGUGGACUUCUAUCGGGACUGGGUCGCAUACAAGCAGGGCUUCGGCAGUCAGCUGGGGGAGUUCUGGCAGGGGAACGAUAACAUUCACGCCCUGACCGCCCAGGGAACUAGUGAGCUCCGGGUAGACCUCAUGGACUUUGAGGGAAACCGCCAGUUUGCCAAGUACACAUCACUCAGGAUGGCGGCCGAGGCGGAGAAUUACAAGCUGGUCCUGGGGGCCUUUGUUGGGGGCAGUGCAGGGGAUUCUCUGACACUCCACAGCAACCAAUCCUUCACCACCAAAGACCAGGACAAUGACCAGCAGUCUUCAAACUGUGCUGUGCCAUUCAAGGGGGCCUGGUGGGACACUGAUUGUCACUCGUCAAACCUGAACGGUCUCUACCUGGGGGGUUCCCAUGAGAGCUACGCCAAUGGGGUCAACUGGAGGACCGGGAAUGGCUACAAAUACAGCUACAAGGUGUCUGAGAUGAAGGUCCGGCCCGCCUAG
Molecule: messenger RNA, 990 nt
Organism: Cynocephalus volans (Philippine flying lemur)
Lineage: Eukaryota; Metazoa; Chordata; Mammalia; Dermoptera; Cynocephalidae
Product: ficolin-1-like
Exons: 9
Coding region: 1-990 (329 amino acids)
Biological process (GO): complement activation, lectin pathway
Molecular function (GO): signaling receptor binding; carbohydrate derivative binding; antigen binding
Source: RefSeq, a predicted model, not a curated record